CUCACUCUUGUCAGUUUAACGGUUUAAAAUCCCCGCGACCGGUUACUCGACGGUUACACACUAGCGAAUGUGAUGGCUCAGCACUUUUUUGGAAGUUCAGGCUCCAUGACAUUGCAGUCAACACCCAAAUCUGCUCUUCACCAUACAUCAGCAAAGGUGCCAGAUGAUGGUCUAAACUCAACUGGUGGAACUCUGUCGUUUGUAACUCUGGAUGACAGCAGUGAUCUGCAAAAUGAUGAUUCAGGAAUUGGUGUUUCAAAAACUUCAUCUAGAAGUUCACCAGCCAACAAUACAGCGGAAGAUGUUGCCAUAUUGCCUCCAAACAAUUCACCAAUAGAUGAGAUUGGAAAGAAAGCACAUGACCUUAUUGAGAGAAUCAAUGAGAGACGAGCCUUGGACCAACAUGUGAUGACCAGCUUUGAGGAACAACUCAUUAAAAAGGUGACCGAGAUGUGUCAGCAGGUGAAGGAUCAGAUGUUUAAGUAUUAUGAAGAGCACAGUCAGGGCAUAGAGAGCAGCAUCACUGAGCUGUCGGAGGUGCUAGAGAGAAGCAGUCAGCUGAGUAUGGAGCUUCAGGGAGCCAGUCAAACCCUGGCCAUCAUCAAUAAAGGCCUGCAGCACGGCACAGAGCAGUAGACAGGGUACACUCCUUUCAUUUCUGAGUAACUUUAUGACAGAGAUGGCACCUUGUUCGAUUAAUGCCAUUUAACUUGAGUAACUUUUAAUGGUUAAUAAUUAAAUGUGUUUUCUUACAUUAGUAUGUUAAAGAAUGUUUGUAUGCAUGUGCUAAAUAUUUCUUUUACAACAUUACAAGGUUUAUCUGAAGGCUUUUUAACUAUCAUUCCUGCAAUUGUGUUUGGGUAUUAUUUGUUAUUCAAUACCUAAGGUUUGAGCUUCCUCAACUGUAGUUAUUGAAAACUCAUUCAAUUGGUUGACAAUUCUCUUUAUGGUGCUCUCAGUUCCCAAAUAAGCUGCUCUAGAUAAAUAUAAAUGGCAAGAUAUGAUGACACCAUUAUAAAAUGAGGAUUUCAUAACAGCCCUGGAACCUUUUGGUGCCAUCCAUGUAACGAAAAGCAAAGCGGAAACUGUUUAGAGUCUUUUACAUUUUAUUCACCUGCAGUAAAUGUUUGUUGAAAACAGACUAAACACUUUUGUUGUGUUUUUUUAUAAUAAACCAUUUUAAGGCUGCACAAUAUCGGCAUAAUUAGACAUUGCAAUAUUUUUUUUCUAUGAAUUUUACCAGAUGGAUUAAAUACCUCUGUUCGGACAAUUCAUUUAGAUUGAUUGGGAUGUUUAUGUAGUGGAGUGAAUCAAGUUAUACAAUAUAUAUUUUUUUAAUUUACAAGCAUUUAUAAAUGCAAUAAAGCAAAGAAAAACAA
Danio rerio (zebrafish) is the source of this 1379-nucleotide messenger RNA. RefSeq names its product synaptonemal complex central element protein 2 (gene syce2). Gene Ontology annotation, cellular component: central element. Gene Ontology annotation, biological process: synaptonemal complex assembly. Lineage: Eukaryota; Metazoa; Chordata; Actinopteri; Cypriniformes; Danionidae. The record is from RefSeq and is marked provisional.